AUGAGCUUGCCUGUGGCGGGGGUGGGCGGGGAGUUUUGUUGUAAGAUUCUAAAAUUCUUUUCGCAGCUACUCGACGUGGACAAGCCGCAGAAUGCGGGCAAGAGCGACGCGCCGGCUGCGGUCGACGACGACGAGAAGCGGGCGGCGGCAAUCAAGAAGCAGGUAGAGUACUACUUCUCGGAGGCGAACCUGACCAACGACAAGUUCAUGCGCACCGAGAUGGCCAAGACCUCCGAGAAGUGGGUCCCCAUCUCGGUCAUCAUGACCUUCAACCGCAUGAAGGCGCUGCUGCCGGGCGCCGAGCACGCGCCGGUGGCGGCUGCGAUGGCGGGGUCCGAGGUGGUCGAGGUGUCGGAGGACGGAGAGAAGCUGCGCCGCCUCCCGGCACUCAUGAAGAAGACGGUCACCCUCGGCGGAAAGGAGUUUGUCGGGCGCGCCGCCGUCGUGGCGCACGCGCGGCCGCUGCUCCAAAAGGAGGGCGAGCUGGCGGAGGAGGAGUGUUCCUUCAUCAAGGACCUGCUGUCGCACCACGCGAAGGCGGCCGAGAAGAUCGGCGCCGGCAUCGCGUCCAUCAAGGCGGGCUGCAACCCCAAGUUCCCCGACACGCGAUGCUUUGUGCUCGUCCGAGCCGACGGCAGCGAGGCGACAGCCUGCGCCGGCCGUGGUCAGCCGCCCGACUUGGGGGAAGGGGGCGACUCAUGCGUGCCUCGUGACGUGACCACAGGAGGACUUUUCGUACCUCAAGCGGGCACGUCGUAUGAGCCCGGCUGCAUCGUGGCGGUCAAGGACCUGGCCGAGGGAAGCGACGCCAGCUCGCUCAAGGAGGAGCUGCGCUCAUCAACUCGUGAGCGAGCGUGCCCUUGA
Emiliania huxleyi CCMP1516 is the source of this 864-nucleotide messenger RNA. RefSeq lists its product as hypothetical. Gene Ontology annotation, biological process: RNA processing. The transcript is spliced from 4 exons. Gene Ontology annotation, molecular function: RNA binding. NCBI's taxonomy places the organism in Eukaryota, Haptophyta, Isochrysidales, Noelaerhabdaceae. The record is from RefSeq and is a predicted model, not a curated record. Gene Ontology annotation, cellular component: nucleus; ribonucleoprotein complex. The coding region runs from base 1 to 864 and encodes 287 amino acids.